GGAAGAAUAGUCUGUGCAAAACCUUCCUCCGCUGGGAAUUGCGCAAGAGGUAUUUCAGCUAGGGGCAGGGGUCUGUGUGUGCCUCUUCUCUCCUUUACGUAGCUGAGGCUUAGCUGUAGAUAAGGGUGCACUGUGUGGAACUAGAGCGGAGUUAAUUCAUGCAAAAGAGCACAAGUGGGAGUGCCGAGCAGAGGGAAGAAACCUAAAAUCCUCUCCAACUUUCCCAAUUCCCCGCAGCACUUUGCACUGUGCUCGUGUGAGCUUUUCAGCCCCCGGGGGUACGAAGCGGGGUGAAGCCAGGCAGGUUGUGUGGCAACUCCAUGGCAAAGUGGUAACAAUUCCAAAGGGGAGCAGUAACAAAAUCGAUUUUUCUCCCCUUCAGCUUGGCAGCUGUCCAGGUGCCUGCUUUUGGCACAAUGAAGCGUGGAGCUGGGGGGGGAGGGACUUCGGGGUGAUGUCGGGGGAGAUACAAAGAGACAGGAGUUUAAUCAUUGAACCGAUCACACUGGAUGGAUUUAUUUCUGGACUCAAUUUCCCAGGAACGCCACUGUCUCGCCCUGAGGGAAAUGCCUCAGCUGAAGUUUCUCUAGCUCCAGCUUCGUGAAUAAAGACGUAUCGCUUUGGAGUUACUCAGCAGCAGCUGUCACUACUGAUACAUCCGUCAGCCUCAAGAAAAUGUUUGCCGUCCACUUGCUAGCUUUCCAUUUUACAAAGCUAAAAGAGGAUCAGAUAAAAAAGGUUGACAGGUACCUGUACCACAUGCGUCUCUCCGACGAUGUCCUGCUGGAUGUCAUGGCACGCUUCCGGGCCGAGAUGGCGAAGGGCCUGGGCAGAGACACCAAUUCCACAGCAACGGUGAAAAUGCUGCCGUCCUUUGUGCGCUCCCUUCCUGACGGCUCGGAGAAGGGUGACUUCCUCGCUGUUGACCUGGGCGGCUCCCAGUUCCGUGCUCUCGAGGUGAAGGUGUUUAACGAUGGGAAGCAGAGCAGCCAGCUGGAGAGCAAGUUUUACCCCACACCAAAGGAGGUCAUACAGGGCAGCGGAACCGAGCUCUUCAAUUACGUUGCUGACUGUCUGUUAGACUUCAUGGAGUCCAAAAACCUGCAGCAUAAGAAGUUACCUCUUGGCUUUACGUUUUCUUUUCCGUGCAAACAGACCAAACUGGAAGAGGGGGCUCUCCUUGCCUGGACGAAACACUUCAAGGUCCGAGGAGUGCAGGGCACAGAUGUAGUCAGCUCACUGCGCAAGGCCCUCCAGAAGCACAAGGACAUCGACGUUGAUGUUCUGGCCAUGGUCAAUGACACUGUAGGAACCAUGAUGACUUGCGGCUAUGAUGACCCACGCUGUGAAGUUGGACUCAUAAUUGGGACUGGCACCAACGCAUGCUACAUGGAGGAAAUGAGGCACAUCGAUUUGGUGGAAGGUGAUGAAGGCAGGAUGUGCAUUAACACAGAGUGGGGUGCCUUUGGAGAUGAUGGUGCUUUGGAUGACCUCCGCACAGAGUUUGAUCGGGAGCUCGAUCUGGGAUCUCUCAAUCCUGGAAAACAAUUGUUUGAGAAGAUGAUCAGUAGCCUGUAUUUGGGGGAACUUGUAAGACUCAUUCUUCUAAAAAUGACAAAGGAAGGUCUGCUCUUCAAUGGGAAAGUGUCAACAGCUCUGCUUACUAAGGACAAGAUUGAAAUGAAGCAUGUGUGUGCAAUGGAAAAAUACAAGGAAGGUCUGAGCAACACGAAAGAGAUCCUUACUGAGCUGAACCUGUUUCCUUCUGAAGAGGACUGCAUCGCUGUCCAGCACGUUUGCACCAUCGUUUCCUUCCGCUCGGCCAAUCUCUGUGCCGCUGCCCUAGCAGCCAUACUGACCCGCCUGAGAGAGAACAAAAAGGUGUUAAGGCUGCGAACCACUGUCGGGAUUGAUGGGGGACUCUAUAAAACUCACCCCCAAUACCCCAAACGUCUGCACAAGGUAGUGAGAAGGCUGGUCCCCAACUGUGAUGUUCGGUUCCUCCUCUCUCAGAGCGGCAGUGCAAAGGGGGCCGCCAUGGUUACAGCGGUGGCGUACAGGCUGGCUGCUCAGCGCAAGCAAAUUGAUGCCGUUCUUGCACCGUUCCUGCUGUCCCUGGACACCCUCAGAGAAGUAAAGAACAAAAUGAGGGCUGAGCUGGAAUAUGGGCUCAAGAGAGAGACGCAAGCCAGUGCCACAGUGAAAAUGUUGCCCACGUAUGUUUGUGGGACACCAGAUGGAACAGAGAGUGGAAAGUUCCUUGCCCUUGAUCUUGGUGGGACGAAUUUCAGAGUUCUGCUGGUCAAAAUUAGAAGCGGGAGGAGGAGAUCUGUGCAGAUGUAUAACAAAAUCUUUGCCAUUCCUUUGGAGAUCAUGCAAGGGACAGGGGAAGAGCUCUUUGACCAUAUAGUCCAGUGCAUAGCAGACUUCCUGGAGUAUAUGGGGAUUAAAGGUGCCCGGCUGCCUCUGGGCUUCACCUUCUCCUUCCCAUGCAGGCAAGCGAGCAUUGACAAGGGUACGCUUGUGGGAUGGACAAAAGGUUUUAAGGCAACAGACUGUGAAGGGGAAGAUGUUGUUGAUAUGCUGAGGGAGGCUAUCAGGAGAAGAAAUGAGUUUGACUUGGACAUUGUAGCAGUGGUGAAUGACACUGUUGGGACAAUGAUGACAUGCGGAUACGAGGAUCCAAACUGUGAGAUUGGCCUUAUUGCAGGAACAGGCAGCAAUGUGUGCUACAUGGAGGACAUGAAAAACAUAGAAAUAGUGGAAGGGAACGAAGGAAAAAUGUGCAUUAAUACAGAAUGGGGAGGAUUUGGUGACAAUGGCUGCAUUGACAACAUCAGAACCAAAUAUGAUAAACAAGUAGAUGAAGGCUCGCUAAAUGCAGGGAAACAGAGGUAUGAAAAAAUGACCAGUGGAAUGUACCUAGGUGAAAUAGUGCGGCAAAUUCUGAUCGACUUAACCAAACAAGGACUGCUGUUCAGAGGACAGAUUUCAGAAUCACUCAGGAAAAGAGGCAUAUUUGAAACAAAAUUCCUAUCUCAGAUUGAAAGCGACCGCCUCGCCCUCCUCCAAGUGCGUCGAAUUCUGCAGCAGCUUGGCCUGGACAGCACAUGUGAAGACAGCAUCAUUGUGAAAGAAGUGUGUGGAGCUGUUUCUAGGAGAGCUGCCCAACUCUGUGGGGCAGGACUGGCAGCUAUUGUAGAGAAGAAGAGAGAAAACCGAGGUGUGGAGCACUUGCAAAUUACUGUUGGAGUAGAUGGGACCUUGUACAAGCUCCAUCCGCAUUUUUCUAGGGUCCUACAGGAAACAGUGAGGGAACUGGCACCUCAGUGUGACGUGACAUUCAUGCUCUCUGAAGAUGGGAGUGGGAAGGGAGCUGCCCUCAUUACUGCAGUAGCAAAAAGAUUGCAUAAUAUUGGACGGAAGUAAAAAUGAGAAAUGAAGUCAUUUCAGCACUGCCAGGCGUGUGAUCUAGAGAUUUGCUGAGCGGUGAUUGAAGAUAGCUUUGCCAGACACCAGUACCCAGGUACCUGAUUUUCAGGGAGCAGCUGGUUUUUGACCAGCCAGGAUUGUGGAUUUUUGUCCUUUGGACACCACUUGGACCAGGUGUUUCUGCUCCCCACUGUUAUGUCUCGGCACACUGCAAUCUACUCAGUUCUGUACUUCCUGCAGUGGAAUAAUAAUAUAAUGCAUAUGGAAGAGUCAGACAAACAGAAAAACCCAAACCAAACCAACCAAACAACCAACCAACCAAAAACCCAAAUGUGUCUUUUUACAAUGGCUUAAUUAAGCUACUGUACCACAACAGAAUUUAUCACCAGGUUCUUAGGAUUUGUGUGUUUUUUAGUUUUGACUUGGCCUGUCUCAAGCAACAUUGAUAUCUGGUGUUGCACAUAUCCAGUGGACAUGUUUAUUCAAAGACAUCACAGGUUUUACAGUAAAUCUGCAGGUAAAAUAAGUUAAUGGGCUUUGAUAAGUGAUGCUUUCCCCCCACACCCAGCUGCAUCGGUAUUGUAAUACUUCCGUGAGUACAGGCGACAUGUUUAAUAGAUGAAUGUAAUGAAAAAGAAAUAUGAUUCUACAGAAUAUCAGUUUGUAUCAAAAUAUAUCAGUGCACUUGAAUGCACAUAAACAUAACCAGUGCUGGAUGGACUCUGAUUGUGGCUAUUCUUUUGAUUUUGGGGGAAAAAGAGGGUGUAGAAGCAGCUACAGGGUCUGCUAUGUGCACGUUAGAGCUAUGUAGAGAGUAACAAAUUUGUUCAUCUUCGGGUCAUCAAAAUAGUUUUGUAGAAAGGAAAAAAAAAUCACCUGAAUUUCUGAAAUUCUCCUCUUUGUUUUCCCUCAGCUAUCUACUUGCCCAUUUGAGGGAGGAUAGCUUCCAUUAUGUGGGAGUUUAUCCUUGACUUUCAUUUUCUGUUGCCUGUUGUUCUGCCUGUCUGUACUUUGUUGUAAAUAAAUCUGUGGUGCUGUGAGCCUUUGCUUCUCUGUCUAGUGCCUCUUCUGAGUUGUGGGAAGAACCUGCAGGCAAGUGGGAGCUUUAAAUCUGCGUCUGACAAUAUUCAGCAGCAUUGUUGUUAUUACAAAGGUGGCUUGUGGAUAAGGCCUGUCAAAUUGAAGCCAGAUAUCCCUCUUUCUCUACACUGAUAAAGCACUGUUUUAUUUGGCUGUAGCAUAUCCAAAGGCCUGCAAACACCAGGAAAAAAAAACAUGCUCUUGUGUCACCAGAUGCCCUUCCACUAACUUACCCAUCUCAGAGUAAACUGAAACAAUACAGUACAGAGAAGCAGCAGAUCUGGAGUAUUGCAGUAUCUCCUUUAAUCCUAUCUUCUUGGCUAUUUAAUUCUGCUAAGGCUGGCAGCAGAAAGUGGGGCCAAGAAAUGUGUUUUAAGCCUUAGAUAGGUCAAAAGUAACUAUCGUGUGGGGGAUAAGCAGCUGGACUUAUAUAAUAACCUGUAAUAACGCCAACAGGUUUAAAUUUAGCAAUGGCAAAUGUAAAAUUUGAAGAUACUUUUCCUGGUUUGUAGUUUUUAAAAGCAGUGCAUCAACAGCUCUCCGAGUGUUGGAGCCACAGGAUGGGUAAAAAAUAGUAGCUGGAAGUCAUUUUUGUUUCUGAAGGAGUUUCUCGUGAUGCUGAGCUCCCUGUGCUGAGCAACGGAGAAGAGACAAGUUGUGAACUCACGUGUAAUGUUUUCCUCCUCCUGCCAUGCAGCUUAAUAUGUUCCUUUUUCAUUAUAUUUCAGAGUCCACAGAAUGACGGAAACUGCUUGCUGUGUAGCAGAGGCAAAGUUAUAUGUAGCUGAGUACAGGAAAAAAAAAACACAUCAAGGGUUGGGGCUAUGCAGAGCCUAGAAAUAGUGCUUUUGCACUGGCUGUCUUUCCUCUGGGCAUUCUGCAAUCUUGUACUAGCUUUGUACUUCUGGGUCCUUUUGGGGGCGUGGAUUGUGCUAAUCUACAAAAGUACAUCUGUGGGUGAAAUAUGUCCCUGUACAACUGGAGAGAGGUGACAUGGACUUGCCCUCAUGAUGGACACGUGAGUAUGAUGCAGAGAAUGUAUCACGCUUCUGUUCUAAAGGCAGCUCUGCACAACUGG
Cygnus olor (mute swan) is the source of this 5590-nucleotide messenger RNA. RefSeq names its product hexokinase HKDC1-like. Gene Ontology annotation, cellular component: mitochondrion; cytosol. The coding region runs from base 676 to 3429 and encodes 917 amino acids. The record is from RefSeq and is a predicted model, not a curated record. Lineage: Eukaryota; Metazoa; Chordata; Aves; Anseriformes; Anatidae. The transcript has 18 exons. Gene Ontology annotation, biological process: glycolytic process; glucose 6-phosphate metabolic process; intracellular glucose homeostasis. Gene Ontology annotation, molecular function: glucokinase activity; ATP binding; fructokinase activity.